Botrytis cinerea B05.10 is the source of this 1907-nucleotide messenger RNA. RefSeq lists its product as hypothetical. Gene Ontology annotation, molecular function: N,N-dimethylaniline monooxygenase activity; NADP binding; flavin adenine dinucleotide binding. The coding region runs from base 242 to 1735 and encodes 497 amino acids. Lineage: Eukaryota; Fungi; Ascomycota; Leotiomycetes; Helotiales; Sclerotiniaceae. The record is from RefSeq and is a predicted model, not a curated record. The transcript is spliced from 2 exons.
GUUUCAUGUAUCAGUAUUCAGGAUAUUGAGCCUCGGUGUGUAUCCUUGAUCUAUUUCUUACAUUCACUUCGAAUGGUUACUCCUCUGUUGCUCUUUAUAUCUUCUAAUUCCCCGUCUUGAUUUCUUGUUGUUCUUGACACAGCCAUUGUGUAUUUUACCGAACUUUACUUUCAAUAUAACAUCAACACCUGUUGUGUAUACAUCCUUACUGUAGAUCCUUACAACCUCCAAAUCACACAUAAUGGGUUCUGUCCAAAGAUCUGGAAAUUGCGAUUACGACGUUGUUAUCGUUGGUGCUGGCUUAUCGGGAAUUAAUGCUGCAUAUCGUAUACAAACAGAACUUCCAGGCCUGACCUAUACUAUACUCGAGAAUCGCGGAGCAAUUGGCGGAACGUGGGAUCUAUUCCGAUAUCCUGGCAUUAGAUCCGAUUCGGAUUUGCAUACAUUUGGAUUCCCAUGGCGACCAUGGUUGAGCUCCCAGUCGAUCGCUGAUGGUGAAUCAAUCUGCAAAUAUUUUAAAGAAUCUGCCGAGGAAUAUGGUAUCGAUAAGAAGAUACAAUUCUACCAUAAUGUCACAUCGGCAGAUUGGUCAACGGAACAACAGCAAUGGUCAUUAGCAGUUGAUGCGGGUGGAAGGCAGAGCACUAUAAAAGGACGAUGGAUUAUUUGGAGCACAGGUUAUUAUGACUACAGCGAGGCAUUGAAAGUCGAAAUACCUGGAAUAGACGACUUCAAGGGCAAGAAGAUACAUCCUCAAUUCUGGCCCCAGGAUCUCGAUUACACAGACAAGAAAAUAGUCGUUAUUGGAAGUGGUGCUACGGCAAUUACAUUGAUACCAAAUCUGGCAGAUAAAGCAACCAAAGUAACAAUGUUACAACGAAGUCCUUCGUGGAUAAUGGGGGUUCCCGCAAGAGAUUCCACCGGAAGUUCCAUGCGGAAAUAUCUUCCAAGUUGGGUGGCUAGCCAAUUGAUUCGUUGGAGAUUCCUGGUACUCCCGUUACUAUUCUUCCACUUCUGUCGUCAGUUCCCCAGCACAGCCUGCAAACUCCUCCGAUCCAGAACUAAGAAGGAAAUUCCUUCAACCAUUCCCAUCGAUCCUAACUUCAGCCCCAAAUAUAAUCCUUGGGAACAACGUCUAUGCGUUUGCCCAGACAGCGAUUUCUUCAAAUGUCUUCACUCAGGAAAAGCUGAUAUCGUAACUGAUACCAUUAAAACCGUCACCUCAUCUGGUAUUGAGCUCGAAUCGGGGAAAAGCCUCGAUGCAGAUAUAAUUAUCACAGCCACUGGACUUAAAAUGCAACUUGCCGGCGGCGCCAAAGUGAGCAUCGAUGGCGUCCCCUACGACUAUUCCACCAAAUAUAUGUGGAAAGGCAUGAUGCUUCAAGACAUGCCGAAUGCAGUAACAGUCAUCGGUUAUACAAACGCUUCAUGGACUUUGGGGGCCGACACUACCGCGGGAGUAUUGGUUCGACUGCUUAAACACAUGCGAGAGAACAACAUCGUAUCAGCUGUUCCGAAAGUUCAUGGCGAUAAGAUGAAUUCUCAGCCCAUGUUGAAUUUGAGUAGUACGUAUGUCGAGAAGGCAAAGGGAUAUUUGCCCAUGGCAGGAGAUAGAGGUCCGUGGCAGCCAAGGCAGAAUUAUCUUGUUGAUUAUUGGGUUGCGCAGUAUGGGAAUUUGACGGAGGAAUUGGAGUUUACUGCCGCUGGGGGUGCAGGGUUUGAUAAAAAUCAAUGAUUGUAACGUUUGUACGAAUUAGAUGGGAGGUCGAUCGGUUAAAUGGGGGUCCGGAUGUAUAUUUGUUUUUAAUUAUGUUGCAAUAUGUGUGGCAUGUAUUCAAAUUUCAAGGAUCACAUUCUUCACUACGUUUAAGUAUGAGUAUACAAUACAGAUUUAUAUAAGAGAUCUA